AGCUGUCCGCAUUCGUCCGAGAUACACCAUAUCGCGAACGUACGGUCACUGUAUACAGGGAAAAACAAACAGAACCAACGCAAUGUUAAUAAUGGUACUCUCCAGUGCGGUGUGCUAGUGUUUCGGGUGGUGCUACGGAUUUUUGUGGUGUGCGACGGGAUUUUUUCCACAAAAAAAUGAGUGACAGUGCAGGGAUUGACGUCUCCAAGCUGCCGGAAGAUAUACGGGAUAAGCUGGCCGAAUUGGAUCUGGAAUUAUCUGAAGGUUUAGCGAUAUGAAGCUCUCAACUAACCGAACACACUCCAAAACAGCGAAACAAAAACACUAAAAUGUGGCGAACCAUCGCCAAAAAUCAACCGACAGCACCACCGCUGCAUUUGAACACCUAAACCUCCAAAAAACCCUGAAGAUGAAGCCUAUAACUUUCGAAAACUUGCGUCGCCUCAUGGGCGGCGGCAGAAAAAAGAAAGACAAAGAAUCAUCGUUUAAAAGGAGCGAUUCUUUCAAGAGAAUCUCGAUCAGGAAGAGUUACCUGGAUAGGGGAAGAAGAAGAUCAUUCCCAAGCUUGAAGUAGCUACUCAGACAGUCACUGAAGAGGAAUUACUGAGUCAGUUACCGGAGGAAGGCGUUAAGAAGGUUGAUACAUCGGUUCAAGUUGAUAAAGUUGAUUUAAAUGCGACUAUUAAGUCUGGGAAAGAGAUAGCUUGUAGUAAAAACUAUCGGAAACAGAAUCAAGAAGGUAAUAGCGUUGUGGCGUACAGUCAGUGGUUGCAGGAAAUACGAAAAGAAGACGCUCCAGUUUCAACAUCAAUUAAAGGAUCUGAAAGAACAAUUAUCUAUGUCCCUGCAUCAGAUGAACGGCCUUCGAGUCCAGUAAUACGACAACUGUCUUCAUCUCCGGUUGUAAGGAAGAAAAACAACACUUCUACAACUCAUAUCUAUAACCAAGUCACCUCAAACCUUUGUAGAAAGGAGAGUAAUGAUUCUGCAGUUGAGAUGUUUCCUUGGGGUGAUUCAACUGAAGUCAAGAAAAGUCCCUUGGUUCGAAGAAGAUCACGACAGAGUCCUACACCGCUACUUCUACCUACAGAUUCCGGUACUGAAGAGAUGUGUUCUCUUUCGAUAAGUUUAGGAAGAAUUUGGAUGGAUGCUCCUCAAGUCAUGACGCCUAGAAGUCUGGAAAUGCCUAAGUCUUCUUCUGCUUCGAAUCCACCACCAGCUCACCAUUCGCUGGACAGUGCUUUGAAGGACCUUCGUGACGAUCCUUUGGUGUCUAACCGGUUGCAUAAACGUUCCACGCCUCCGGUGACGAGGACUUUGAGUUCGACCAGCAAUAACACUACGUCGACUGGUUUGUUCUCCAGUAAGGAUUCCGGGUUUAGUUUUUCGAUAAGUGCUCCGCGUCUGAGUGAUUUUCACGCGAAUUUCGCCCCUAAUGGGUCAUCGACGAAAGGUUUUUUUCGGAAAAAGUCGCGGCCCAAACCGAAGUUGAGUGUGAGUCGGGAUGGGUACUUCAAAAGGACUAGCGGUGCGUUGGUUGUGGACACGAAAAGGACCUCUUUGAGGCGGAGGAGUAGUAAGAAGAAGAAGAAUAAAGGGAAGAAGAGUAAGAGUAAAGAGAAGGAUAAUGGUACCAUCCGAAGUGACAUCUACCAAGUGGUCGUAUCCCGACCUCAAAGAGCUGUGGCAGCCCUAAAACUAGACCCCAUGAUCUUCGUACCGCCAGAAAAACGAAAAGCUGGUUCCCAGAAACCCCUGUUCAAAACGAAGGAAAUUCGUACCUUAGCUUCAAUGGAUACACCUCUUUAUGCUACGACCCGUAGUAUGGGCAGUACCGAUGAAGGAUUAUAUGAGAGUUUGCCAGGGGAUUAUGACUAUCUCACUGACGAGGAGGAGAUCAACUUGGAGAGUUUUUCUAUGGAGAGGGAGCAAGUGGAGGAGACCAGGGAGAUUACUAGUGGUUACGGGGUGGUACGGAAGUACUGUAAAAGGGUUGAGGAGGAGAAGAAGUUUACGAAGAAGGAAGAGAGGUACUACUUGUUUUUUUUAAACAGAUACAGUGUUUCAGGGUAUUUUCAGUAUCAUACGGGCAUUUUUAUUAAGUAA
Molecule: messenger RNA, 2106 nt
Organism: Sitophilus oryzae (rice weevil)
Lineage: Eukaryota; Metazoa; Arthropoda; Insecta; Coleoptera; Curculionidae
Exons: 3
Coding region: 997-2106 (369 amino acids)
Source: RefSeq, a predicted model, not a curated record